GCAGCGACGGCCAAAAUAGAAUCUAAUAAUAACAGCAGAACUUUUUUUUUUUUCUGAGGAGCCCCAUUCAUGGUGGAGGAAAGCUACAUAGAUGGCCACCUCGGCCCGGUGUUUGAUUACGCCGAGCCGCUGUCGCUGCCCAUCGUCGCCCGCAUUCUCCACGAGAAGCGCAUCGGAGCCGAGGAGACCGACAAGUCGAAGGGCGUCCUCAUUCAAUCGUGCUGCGAGGCGGUGGACAUUUUGCAGGAGGACUGCGCCCCGGAGAGUGUGGUGAACACCCUGCAGUCGCGACGGCUGCGCGUCCGCGCGGAUGGAGGCCACUCCGCCAAUGCUCACCUGGCAGACUUGUCGGUGGAUGAGAACGGUUACGCCAUCAUGCCGGCGGAGGGAACUGCCGGCGCUUCUGCUGCUGCUGCUGCUGUCGCAUCGGUGACCUCGCGUGCGGAGCGCAUGAAGCCGUUUGAGGUGAUUGCCUUGACGACGCUGCGGCCCACCUCGACGAGGGAGGCGGUAGAGCUGAUUCCGUCUCUGUACCGCUUCGAGGAUGCGGAGCUCGAUGACGUGCUGGGGCUCAUAUCGUACUAA
This is a messenger RNA of Leptomonas pyrrhocoris, 585 nucleotides long. RefSeq lists its product as hypothetical. The record is from RefSeq and is a predicted model, not a curated record. The coding region runs from base 70 to 585 and encodes 171 amino acids. Gene Ontology annotation, molecular function: nucleotide binding. The transcript has a single exon. NCBI's taxonomy places the organism in Eukaryota, Euglenozoa, Kinetoplastea, Trypanosomatida, Trypanosomatidae.